This is a messenger RNA of Trifolium pratense (red clover), 2362 nucleotides long. RefSeq lists its product as uncharacterized. The transcript has a single exon. The record is from RefSeq and is a predicted model, not a curated record. NCBI's taxonomy places the organism in Eukaryota, Viridiplantae, Streptophyta, Magnoliopsida, Fabales, Fabaceae. Bases 774 to 1451 code for a protein of 225 amino acids.
AAAAAAGAUUGGCAAUAGUAUUGUUGACAUUAACUAGUCUCCAACCUCAUCUUAAUUAAAUUAGUAACAUCCUAAUUCUUUGUUUUACCACACAUAACCUUUGAUUUUGCAUCUUCAUAAAGCCACCGUGGAAAAGUAAUGUUUCUUAAUUAGUUGAAAAAUUCAAACACUGCACAACAAAAUUGAAUACUAAAAAAGAAAUGACCUAAAAUCCAAAACUUGUGAAUGAUUGGUUGAGAUCUUCAUGUGAUUUUAACUUUCAUAAAGGACAAUAUAGUCAUGAAGUAUAUUAUGUAAUGAUUCAAAAAUUGGACCGGAGAUUGAACUGGUCGAGCAACUUCUGGCUCAUGGUUUAAUUAGUUCAAUCAAUUAAAUCAUGACAAAAAAGUUUAAUAAAAAUAUUUAGUUGAACCAACCUUGGUUCAAUCGGAAUCGAACUGCAACUAGUUCGAUUUUCAUUUCACCGAUCAAACUGUCUAAGUUUGGUUCAAUUUUUUUUUUUCAUAAGUUCGCUCUAUUAUUAAUCUACUCGAGUCUUGUCACACACUAAACGUAGAUAUUUCAUCAUACCGAGAUUCAAACAUUAAUUCAGCAUAUUGUAGGAGUCUAGCACAUUAGGCUAGACCUAGACCCAAUCUGGUUGGUUAUGGUUUGAAUUUUAAAACAUUGGUAUUAAAUAUCUUCAUAUAUUUUAUCUACCAUGCCUCGUCAAUUAAUGUGUGUUUAUACAAUUCAAAAAGUUCAGCUGGUUUUCUCAAAGCAAAAAACCAUUCAUGGAAGCAGAUGAAAUCUUGAAGCUCUUUGAUACUUGUUGGUUUGGCCAUCAAAAUUCUUCAACAUCAACAAGUUCUCAUGAAAACCAACAUCAUCAAAUUAACGAAGAAUCGUCAAAGCUUUCGCGAAUCCAAUCCAAUCACACAAGGUCCAUGAGUGACCAGUUGAACAUGGCAAGUUUCAAACAUGAUUCUCUGUCUCCAAACUCUGUCUUUUUUCAACCAAAUCUUCAAACAAUCCUCUCAGGUAUAGAUGUCACAGAUUACACAGAAGCUGAAAAGCAAGCACAGUUGCAACUUCAUGUUUUGCCUAAGAAGAACAUCAUAAGAAAUGGAAGGAGAAGAAGAGAAAGCAAGAGUUUAUCAGACCUUGAGUUUGAGGAAGUAAAAGGGUUCAUGGAUCUUGGUUUUGUUUUCUCAGAGGAAGAUAAAGAUACAAACUUGGUUACAAUCAUACCUGGUUUGCAAAGGUUAGGAAAGAAUGGUGAGGAGGAAGAAAAAGAAGAGGAUUGUUCUGCAAUUCAAAGACCUUACCUUUCUGAAGCAUGGGAGAUUCAAGAUAGGAGAAAGGAAGAGAAGCCUUUGAUGAAAUGGAAAAUUUCUGCUCCUAUCAAUGAAGUUGAUAUGAAAUAUAGUCUCAAGUGUUGGGCUCACACUGUUGCUUCUGCUGUAAAAUGAUGAAGUUCAUGAUUCAAGCUUUUCUGCUUUGAUUGUAUCUUUGAGAUUUUAUUUGAUAUUUGGCUCCCUCUUUUCAUUUCCUACUAUUUUUUAGUUGUUCUAUUUUUAUUUUGAUGUUUGUUGGUAAUUCACAUUCCACAAACUUGCAAAUAUUGUAAUUUUGGACUAAAAGGAUGGGAAUCUCACUCAACUUUUUGUAUCUAUUAGUUCAAUCUGUAGGUUUUUGACAGUUUCUGCUGCAUGAGAAAUAGAAACUGGAAAACAUGAAUAAGUUGGAUUGGGAAUAGUUGAGGGAGAGGGCUGCAGGAAACCAUAUGACUACGUUUGGUCGAUGAGGUGAUGUAUCACGUCGUGGACUUGCAUCUCUCGGAGAUGUAUAUGAGUGAAAUUGAAGAGUCAGGUAUAUGUCGAAGUCCCUAACGAACAAAUUGUAUAUGUGGCUAAGGUUCUACGAGCUGAAGAUGAUGUAGAAGGGUUUCGACGAUAUAUAUGCAACAUGUCAAUACUUUCAAUCUAGUUAUCAAAGAUUUACUGAAGAUUAAUGACGAGGAUAAAGCAAUAACAAUGUUGUGUUCCUUGCCUAAUUCCUAUGAACACUUGGGGACCCCUCUUACAUAUGGGAAAGACACUGUCAAAUUGGAAGACAUCAUGUCUUCAAUUAUGUGUUAAUGUCAAAGAAACCAUAAUGCAGUGGAAGGAUCUCGAGGUGAAGGCAUGCAUGUAAUGGGGAGUCAAGAGCAUAGGAGGAUGGAGUGCAAACGGGUUUUUGCGAGAAAGAGAUCGAAGUUGAAUACCAGAAGCAGAAAAACUGUUUAGUGCUACAACUGUAAUGAGAUCAGGAAUUAUAAGAGGGACUAUCCAAACAAGGUGUUGGUAAUGUUUCAUCAAGCAAUUACACAAUAUUUGAAUUA